Molecule: messenger RNA, 4986 nt
Organism: Mugil cephalus (flathead mullet)
Lineage: Eukaryota; Metazoa; Chordata; Actinopteri; Mugiliformes; Mugilidae
Gene: opn4xb
Product: opsin 4xb
Exons: 9
Coding region: 803-2479 (558 amino acids)
Biological process (GO): visual perception; G protein-coupled receptor signaling pathway
Cellular component (GO): membrane
Molecular function (GO): G protein-coupled receptor activity
Source: RefSeq, a predicted model, not a curated record
CGAGCAUGUCUGUUAUGUAAGAAUCUGGUAGUCAAAGGGUUGGGCCGUGUUACAUGAAGGGUGGUUGGUCUGUGGGAGAGAGACUGAUAGACGGAGAGUGGGGAGAAACAGGGAGUGUGAUAAGGGGGCAGGGUUGAGAGAAACAUAAAGUAACAUUGGAGAGUGGGGGGAGAGGCACACAGAGAGAGAGAGAGAGAGAGAGAGAUGAGAGGUUAGGAGUCGCUAGUUCACAAGAUAAUCAGAGACAGGCCACUGAUUCAGAGCUUGGUGCACAGCUGGUGUGAUGGGCGAAGAGGCUGCAGGCUAACGCAGAGUGGAAGGACAGUGACAAUGUGCUAUGAGUGUUGGAUUUAACACACUGGAGAAUAUGAUCAGCUCAAUAACCCAAGUAUCAAACAGGGAACACUUGGACACCACAGGUGGAGGACACACUUUGGAUCUGCUGACCAGGGGAGAGCGGCAGGUUGGACGUUGCUUUGAAGUCCUUUGGAGAUAACUAACAACAAGGCAGGGUGCGGACGUCGCCCCGCGUCUAGCAUCACUGGGGGACACUGGAGGAGGUGUUAUUUUUCAUGCUCCGCAUUUUCUGACUGACAGUUUAGUGGCGUGUGGCGUAUUUAGUUUGGACAAGGAGGGACAAGCGUUGCACAAAAUAGAUCCGCACUUCCAGACCCGUGCAUUGCAACUUUUGGUGCAGAUGACACAACUAUGGAUGCGAGCAGCGAGCAAAAAGAAGUGGAUUACAAACUGGUAGAUCUGUCACGUCCUGCCAGGUUGUCAGUCCUGAUAAGGUGUUUGAACCAUGUGGUCCACUGAGAGCAUGGAGCCGGAGAAAGCGCACACCCAGAGCACCUUCUACCAUAAAGUAGAUGUGCCUGACCAUGCUCACUACAUUGUUGCGUUGUUCGUCUUUGUCAUCGGGGCACUGGGCAUCACAGGGAACGCCCUGGUCAUGUUUGCCUUCUAUAGCAACAAGAAGCUUCGGAACCUGCCUAACUACUUCAUUGUGAACCUGGCGAUCAGUGACUUCCUCAUGGCUUUCACACAGUCUCCCAUCUUCUUCAUCAACUGCCUCUACAAGGGAUGGGUAUUUGGAGAGAUGGGAUGUAAGAUGUAUGCAUUCUGCGGCGCCUUGUUUGGCAUUUCCUCCAUGAUAAACCUCCUGGCCAUCUCCAUUGACCGCUAUCUGGUUAUCACCAAGCCCCUGCAGACCAUACACUGGACCUCCAAACGAAGAACCACUCUCGCCAUCCUCAUGGUCUGGCUUUACUCCCUGGCGUGGAGUCUGGCUCCUCUAGUUGGUUGGAGCUCUUAUAUCCCAGAGGGCCUGAUGACAUCUUGUACUUGGGAUUACGUUACAUACACAGCCGCGAAUAGGAGCUACACGAUGAUGCUGUGCUGUUUUGUCUUCUUUAUCCCACUGGGAAUCAUCUUCUACUGCUACUUACGAAUGUUUCAGUCCAUAAGGAAGACGAGCAGGGAGGUAGAACGUCUGGGCACUCAGGUGAGGAAAUCCACUCUGAUCCAGCAGAAGUCCAUCAGGAGUGAGUGGAAAUUGGCAAAAAUCGCCUUCGUUGUCAUUGUGGUCUAUGUCCUCUCCUGGUCACCAUAUGCCUGUGUCACGUUGAUUUCCUGGUCUGGCCAUUCCAACAUCUUGUCACCGUACUCCAAGGCCGUCCCUGCAGUCAUAGCAAAAGCCUCCGCUAUAUACAAUCCUAUCAUCUAUGCUAUCAUACACAACAAAUACAGAAUGACUCUGGCAGAGAAAGUUCCCUGCUUGAGGUUUCUGUCUCCCGCCCCUCGAAAGGAAUGCAUCUCCUCCUCUAUCAGCGAGUCCUCUUUCAGGGACUCCAUCAUCAGCAGGCAGUCCACAGCGUCAAGGACUCACUUCUUUACCUCCUCUACCUCCAGCCCUACCAACAGGGUAUUGAGGGAUGUGGAGAUGGAGCAUCUGGGCAGAAAGUCAGAGGAUUCCUUCAGGAGCACGUCAUCCUACAGUCAGUCCUACAGAGGCAGGUCUCAUAAGAGACACUUACAGCGGAAAACAACCAAGACCCACACAACUGAAAAGCAUCCGUCUGCCAUGAGUGAACCACUGAGCACCAAUGACCGCGAGCUGGUUUCCAGCUCUCUGACUAUCGCCGCUCUCCCUCUACUAGUUCUUACCAGGAGGCGCAGCCAGAGCCUGACCAAUGAGACUUCGGACGCAUGCGACAAGAAAGGCAGCUUCGGUGCUGGUCUGAACAACCACAGGAGCGACUCUUUUGAUUCCCUGAAUUUUGGACGAAUCUCAUCCACCGACUGCAGGCCGCCUCAGGGCGUCCCGCGCAUAAUCGUCAUCAGUCCCACCAGCGAAAGCAGCCUCGUCAAACACGACAGCGUCUGCUUAGAAGACAGCAUCGAGGCGAUGGAGAACAAUGUUUUUGUUAGCCUGAACUUCUCAUCGGAAGUCUUUGAGGCAGUGGAGCUGCUCUCCUGACGAGCUGGAUUUAUGACGCAUGUGCGCGCUCCGUUUCAGUUUAAGUUAAACUAUUUAUUUUGAUCACAGACAACAAAGAGCACAAACUUUUCUCUGCAGGCCCAGAGGCGUGGUGGAUGUGGACAGUUUUCACCCACUCCUCUGUUUUUCAGCUUGUGCACCCGUCUUGAAAAUCAAAGUCGGAGCCACUUGCUUUGAUAGCAGGAGAGCAGAGGGAAAGCAGGUACGGGUGGACCUGAUUCUGGCAGGCACAGGAGGCAGCCUAAGGGUCAGAGUAUGAGUUGUGCUUUUGUGAGAUCCCUCAAAAAUGACAAAUAUAACAACAUAUUUUCAUCACCUCGGGGCUCAAGAUUGGCAGCCUGGAUUCCAAGUUUAAGGUCUUUGGACUGAAAGUUUGGUGGAAGAGGUGGAGUGACAGAAUUUUGGUAAAUUUAGACCCUCGUCAUACUGUACAUGUAGGUUCUCUGUGAAAUUAUACAAGUUUGUUUAGGAAUGACGUUCUUCUGCUUUAAAAAUGCAAUGAAAUGGGAAACAUCACAACACAUCAAGAACUGAAUGCAUUGCUCAUUGAACACUUCAUAGUAAAUGUUACACUUUUAUUUAAAAGUUUCCCCGUUCAAAUCAAUCAAUCAUUAGUGUUUGUGUACUGUACGUCUAGCUAUCUUUGUGAGGGUCAGUGGAAAGUUUCAACACUGGAGUGAAGACAUUUUAGAUUUUGAGGUUCUUUCAAAGGGCUUUUUGUUAAGAUCUGGUUUUAGGGUUGGUUUGGUUUGAACUGAGGUAAAGUUUGAAGCUGUGCGAGCCGCCAUCGCUCAAACCACCAGCCCUGCAAUCAGAAGACAACGUCAAGACGCUUGGCUGCACUGCCACCUGAACCACAGCCACGCACACUGAGAUGGCUGAGGUUCAGGACAUGUCCUCCCAAAGACAGCCACACAAAUGUGUAUGUGUGCGUGUCUAAUUGCAAAAGCAUGAAUCAGUGACAAACUCAGUGGAAAAAUCAUCAUAUUCAGAUGUUGUUUUUUUCAGUGCACAUAUGUGACAGCCGCUGUACGGCCAAGGGGAUACAUUGUAGCAUUAACCAUGGAUCCAAAUAAAGCACCAUGGAUUUCAGCAGCCCUGUAACUGACAGUAAUCGUAUUUACUCAUCAGAAUUAAAAUAACUUAACUUUGCCUGUGCAAUAUUUGUGUCGGGAGGCCCAAAACCACCAUAAUCAUAAAUAAAUUAACCCAUUUCCUGACUAGCCAUUUCAUCACUCAAUUAAAUAUAUAGACUACUAUAUAUAUAGUAUAUGAAAUCACAAAUUCAGCGUCAUCACUCUGAUUUCCUUUUUUUUCUGACUGCACAUGUAGAACUAAGUAUAGAAAAAAAAAAAAAAAUUAAAGUGAUGAAACUGACUUUCUGAUUUUGUUGCCAAGCUCCAUUAGAGAGCAUUUAGGCGGUUAAGCGUAUUUAAAACAAAUUGACGGUGCAGAUGAAUGCACUCUGAGCUGUCAUCAGUGAGCAGCAGAUGCAGCAAAUUUUAGGCUUCAACCGCCAUAUGGACAAGCAGAGGAAAACGAAAGUGCUCACAUGAAGGUCACUAGUUGAUUCGCUUGCGUGCGACACCAUAUUGGGUUCUCUGUGUUGUUGUUGUUGUUGUUGUUUUUUCUGUCUACCUUACAAUGUGUUAUUAUUUAAAUUAUUACUUUCAAAUGAUGUUAAAUUGACCAUAGAAGCAAGGGACAUGAGGGGAAUACUUUGGUUGUUGCUGUGCUGUCUACACGGGGACCUUUGCCCUCUCGCCCCUCUCAUUCAGUUUAAAUGCUACUGGAGUUUUUGAUAGUUUUAAAAUAGAUUUUUUUUCUUUUAAAUAUGUCUCAUGAAGAGACUCACGCUGACUCUUUUCUACAGCAAAAAGUAUAUAUAUAUUUAUUCUCCUACGUGUCCGUCUGUCACUUUCGUUCACAUUAAGUUGACAGUUAACACCAGGAAGCACCACCUCCAGGGCUGAGUAUACAAAUAUAAUCCAGAGCAGAAAGGUAACACGACACCUCAGAGCCUUUGGAAUAAAGACAGUAAAAACUGGAGUUUGGAGAAAUUACCCUUAAAUAAAUCAUUCACAAUUCUUUUGUCUUGACCACCCUGCCGUCAGACCUUAAAGUAUGUAGGCGAUGUGCAGGUGGAGAUGCAUACUCUGCAGACUGCACUGUUUGUUCAUACUCCUUUGGACUGAGCAUUUAUCUUAUUUAUUGAUUGAUUUUUUUAUUUUAUUUAUUUUUUACCCACAAUAACCUUUCUUUAAUGCAUUUCUGUGUUGUGGACUGAUUGUGUAACGUGUCGUUCAUGCCGCACUGCUGAUGUUUUAUGUGCUGCUUUUGUUUUUCUUUUGUGCUACUGUAAUACUGUCUUAAAAAUCGAUGUAUUGUCAUGUGGCACCUGUAGGACCAAAUUUACGGUGUUAAAAACUUGGGGUUUGUUUUCACCGAGGCUGUGUUCGUAAAAUAAAUAAACUUGUAUUGAACUG